AUGAAUUACUUGAAUAAUACCAAUGAUCAACAUGUUAAUCAAUCAAUAAAAUCAAUGAAUAUUCCAGAGAAAACUGUCCAUUCAUUAAACAAUUUGAAUUUAAUCAAUAAUAAUUCUAAAUCAGUAAUUAAAUCAAAGUUGAAACAAACAAAUGAUAAAAAUUUGAACCAAUUCAAACAAAAAUCAAAUAAAGUUCAAUCAACAAAACGAUUCAUUUCAAAACCAAAUUUAUGUCGUUUACAAGAUUUAUGCCUUGAAGAUCGUUAUAAAUUAAAUCAAUUAAUUAUGAAAUUAGCUGAAGCUCAAGAAGCAUUAAAUCAAAUGGAUUCUAAAUUAAAAGAACAAUCUAUAAAGAAUAAUGAUAUUCAACAAGAUAACAGGUUGAAAUCGAAUCAGUUUCUAAAUUCUGAAGCAUGUUCAUUCAAUGUAGAACAGAAAGUAUGUUCAUCAUCAAAUACAGAUCAAUUCAUUACAUUCUAUAAAACAAAACUGGAACAUUUAGAAAAUGAAUUGAGUCAAUUACGGUGUAAUUUCAAAAAAGAACAAUGUAUGCCUAAAUGUGAAAAUAAUCAAUCCAUGGAGACAUUCAUUGAAAUUAAUCCAACUAUAAUGAAUGAUGUUGAACAAAUGGAACCAUCGAAACAAUUAAAUAAAAAUGUCAAUACCUUAACAAAACAAUCAUCUUCUCACUGUGUUAAUCAUAAUUAUCAAUGUGAUCAACAUUUGAAUCAUAAUGAUAUGAAAACUAAUUAUGAUUUGUCAAAGACUGUAAAUAAUGAACAAAAUAUCACAUCAAUAAACAAUCAUAAUACAGACAAUCAUAGUGAACUUAGUGUAAAAUCAACGAACAAGAAACAUAUCAAAAGAAAUCAGAUAGUUACAAACUUCAAACAGAAAAACUGUUCAAAUGUAUUACCAGUAUGGGAAUUUAUUAAUGCUAAUGAUAAUUCCAUUGUAAAUAUUCAAUGUAUGGAUACAUUAACUCAUCAUCAAACAAUAAAGAAAAAUAUUUCAAUAAUGACUGAACCAGUCGAUAUGACAAUUCAAUCAAUUACUUGUUCAGUUGAAAAAUCUACACAAACUAUGGUGAAUGAGUUCAAUGACAAAUAUAUAACGAAUUAUCCAGUGGGAUUGAAUACAUCCAUCUCAACACCAACUUCACUACAUUCAAAUGUAAUAUUAAACCAUGAAGAUAACAAAUCUUUAGUAACUUCAUCAGUACAAACUGAUUCAGUGAACCAUCAUAAUCAUCAUCAUCAUCAUGAUUAUGAUUAUUACAAUAAUUUAACAAAAAGAAAUAACAAAGUCAAUAAGACAAGAAAGUGUGUAAAAUCAAAAAUACAAAACAAUCAAACAAGAAGAUCUAGAGAAUACAGAAGAAAUAGGAUGAAAAAUCGAUUAGUACAAGAGAAAAGUGAAUCUUUCUCCUCCUCCUUCUCGUCCUCUUCCUCAAAUUCCUCUAUAUCUUCAUCAUUUUUAUCUAAGAAGAACGAAAAAUUUGAUGAUAAUAAUAUUGAUUUUGAUAGAAAUAAUAAAGUGAAGUUAACUCCAUUUCAAAUACAAGAAGGAAAUCAUCAACUAGUUCAAGAUGUCAAACAAUUGAAUGUUUCAAAUGAUAUACCAUUGAAUAAUCCAGACAAAACAAGAAUUUCACUUUCAGAAGAUGAUGAAAAAGAAACUGGAUUUAUUGAAUUGAUUAGUAAAUCUUUACCACCUUGUAAAUUAAUCCAAGGACAAAGACAACAACAACAGCGACAACAACAACAAAUGGAUCUAUCAUUGAAAUAA
Messenger RNA from Schistosoma bovis, 1788 nucleotides. The record is from the annotation of a GenBank genome assembly. Lineage: Eukaryota; Metazoa; Platyhelminthes; Trematoda; Strigeidida; Schistosomatidae.